UAUUGGUUGAUUGGUGUUCAUCUUAAUUGUUCAUGCAUACUGAGGAGGGUCCAUAAAUGUUUACACAUAUUUAUAAACUCGAUCUCGAGCGAACAUUUGGCUCUUGUUUACCCUCUUUCCCUCGUCUUGAAUUUACAGAGAGUCUGGAGUUAUUAUUUCUUUGCAAAGGAUCAUCGAUUCACGAUCCGCUUUCCCCGAGCUUGCGCAUCUCGCUCUCGUCGGUUCGCGGAGACCAACGAGAAUGUUCGCAUCCCUCGAGAGGAUCCUCAGUGCUGAUCCAUCCUUCGUAUCCUGUGCCGGACUCUGCGAUAUGCAAUUCUUGUAAAUCCCGUAGCUUCGGACGAUUUAAGAUCAAACUCCGGCCGGAAUCAACUGGAAAUCAAAUAGGAGCUCAAAUUAACGAUAAAAUCCGAAAGGAGUGGAAAUUAAAAGUUAUCAGAAACGUUCGACCGCGAGAUCAUUAUAACGAGGAGAGUUUCUAACGAGAAGUGGCGUUGAUUAUGUUGCUUCCGUUGUUAUUAAUUGCUCUCGUGAGCAUCCGUUCGACUUACUCUCGUUCCUACUUCACGAGAAAUGCACCUGUAGACACAACGCAUGUGCUACCUCUCAGCUCGACGAUGAAUUUCAAAUGGAGGGUGGAUAGAAUAAAUAUGCGGAUAAUAGCGGGGGUCCAGUUUUUCGGUGACAACAGCAGCUGGCUUGCGAUCGGAUUUUCCGACUACGGAAAAUUGAACCCGGCCGAUUAUUGCAUUAUGUGGCACGACUGGCAUCGAGAGGCGCAUUUCCAGGAUACAUGGGCGGACAACGACGGCAAGAUACACGUGGACUCACAGCAAGACUGCGAAAACUUCACGUGGAAGAGACACAAUAAUGUCACGUACUUCACAUUCUCGCGCAAAUUAGACACCUGCGACGAGCACGAUUACAUCAUCGAGAGGGGUACCACGCAUAUUAUAUGGCUCCAAGGUCGCGGACCGCUCGUUUCCUUGGCCGGUCUCAAAGUCUCGAAUGCAGAAGCCUCGGGAAUGUCUCGCGCAGAAUUGUACAGAAUGCCUCAUAGGAAGCCCAUAUUCCCAGCGGACGCCUGGGAGCUCGAAUUGCUCAAUCAUCAGGUUCAAGUGCCGAAUAAAGAGACCACCUACUGGUGUCGAGUGCAAAAAUUGCCGGAAGUAUUGAGGCGAAAGCAUCACAUCCUGCAAUUCGGCCCGGUCAUCCAAGCUGGUAACGAUCAUCUCGUGCAUCACAUGGAGAUCUUCCACUGUGCCGGACCCGCGAAUUCGAAUGUGCCCAUGUAUGAUGGGCCUUGCGAUGGGGCUGACAGGCCGGCAAAGACGCAGAUUUGCAAGAAAGUAUUAGCCGCAUGGGCGAUGGGCGCCGACGCGUUCGUGUAUCCUGAAGAAGCCGGCCUGGCGAUCGGCGGCGCCGACUUCAAUCAGCACGUUAUGCUGGAGGUGCACUACAACAAUCCCGAGCUGCACCAAGGUGUUGUCGAUUCCUCCGGCAUCCGAUUCAUUAUUACCGAGACCCUGCGAAAGUAUGACGCGGGCGUGAUUGAGUUGGGUCUCGAGUACACCGACAAGAUGGCCAUACCGCCACGACAGGAAGCCUUCGCGCUGUCUGGUCACUGCAUCACGGAAUGCACGGGGAUCGGGUUGCCGCAGGAAGGGAUUCACAUCUUCGGCUCGCAGCUGCAUACGCAUCUGACGGGCAUCAAGGUCGUCACCCGGCAUGUGCGAGACGGCAAGGAAUUGCCGCUAUUGAACUAUGACAAUCAUUACUCCACUCAUUUCCAGGAGAUCAGACUGCUGCCGAAGCCGGUCACCGUUCUACCCGGGGAUUCCUUAAUAACCACCUGCACUUACAACACCACGGACAGAGAUAACGUGACUCUCGGCGGCUUCGCAAUAUCCGACGAGAUGUGCGUCAAUUACAUCCACUACUACCCCAACACGCGACUCGAGGUUUGCAAGAGCGCCAUAAGCGACGACGCGUUGAAGACGUAUUUCCGCUACGUGCGAGAAUGGGAGGGUCAAAAGACCAACGGCAAGAAGGGUAUCUCGUCAAACUACCAAAGCAUCGAAUGGACCAAAGUCCGCGUACAGACUCUUCACGAUCUCUACGAAGCUGCGCCUUUAGGGAUGCAGUGCAACAGUUCGGAUGGCUCUCGGUUACCAGGUUUAUGGGACAAUAUCGCGGCGACACCCAUAAAACUGCCUAUGCCACCGCCGGUCAGAGACUGUUUGGAACGUCCGAAUGAGCUCAAUAUCCUGGAACAGAUAUAAACGCAGUUUAAACGCCGAUCUGAAAAUCUCGCUAUUUAUCGAAUUACUCGAUUCUUCGAUAUAUCGAUUGUGCAAGUAUUUUUCGUGCAUUAGUAGUUUUUAGUCUGAAGCAUAUCGAAUUUAGCACUCAGAGUUCUCUGACAUUUGUGUCUAACGUUAAUUUAAAAAUUAACAAUAUACCCUACAAUGUAUGUACACACACAUUUUCAGAAUAUUUCUGAAAAUUAUAUAUUAUCUGUAAUUGAGAUUACAGAAGUAGAUAUUAUAUUGUCGGCAAUACACAUACGCAUAUAUAUAUAUAUAUAUAUAUAUAUAUAUAUAUAUAUAUAUAUAUAUAUUGUAAAAAUUGGAAAAUAUGUUACCUUUCAAUCGUGAUUUACGAAUCUCGUUUACACGAGAUUGAGAUCCCGCAAUCUUGCGGUUGGCUACGAAAUUUGGAUUGGAAAACAUUGAUCAAUGUGAAAUACCUACUAACGAUAGAGGAUCCAAUAAAAGAGCGGCCGAUGUAAAAGUUUAUAAACUUUCGGUAUAUAUUUAUGCACUUUAAGUGUUUUUGUGGUUUUUUUUUUUCUUUUGGCAGUACAUCGUCUCGCUGCGGACAAGCUAGCUCGAUCGAAUCUCGUAACAAAUAGUUUACUACGUGACGAUAAUUGUGUGUCUCGUGUAUAGAAUAGCAUAAUAGUGGUAAUAAUAAUAUUAAUAAUAACACAAAUAAUAAUCAAAGAAAAACUCGAGUCUUUACACGUGUGAAUGUACAAAAAGGGGACGACGCUCCUUAAAAUGACGAUAUCAAAAUUAAACGUAUAUAUGCGAUAUUUUUUUACGGUAUAAUACAUACACGGGGGAGGGAGAGUUUAUGCACGCACACACAAAAACAAGCACACGCACGCACGCACGGUUGCCUUCACACGCACGAGAUAUACAUAUAGUUGCCUUCGCUCGAGCAUAGAACAGUUUAAUACUUAUUCGGUUUCGUUUGCAUCGAACAUUCUCUCUCGUCAGACUUGAUCCGUUUUCUUUUUCUUCCUCUUGCUCUCAGUGACGUAACUACAGUUGAGCGUGAGUAAGCGAUCCUUUUCUUUGUAGAGAAAAUUAUAAGAAGAGAUGAUAGUUUAACACGUAGAAUGGGACACGUAGGA
Dinoponera quadriceps is the source of this 3421-nucleotide messenger RNA. It is a transcript of the gene Tbh, whose product is annotated as tyramine beta-hydroxylase. The transcript is spliced from 10 exons. Gene Ontology annotation, cellular component: secretory granule membrane. The record is from RefSeq and is a predicted model, not a curated record. Gene Ontology annotation, biological process: octopamine biosynthetic process; dopamine catabolic process; norepinephrine biosynthetic process. NCBI's taxonomy places the organism in Eukaryota, Metazoa, Arthropoda, Insecta, Hymenoptera, Formicidae. The coding region runs from base 501 to 2282 and encodes 593 amino acids. Gene Ontology annotation, molecular function: copper ion binding; dopamine beta-monooxygenase activity.